CUGCAAGGGUAUAAAAAAGGCAAUUUCGUUGUACAAUUUCUUUUAAACAUAUUUUGUUUAAUCAAAGUUACAACGAAGUAUUAAGUAUUCCUCUUUGUUGUAGGUACCCUAGAAAGGAUCGGGGAAAUUUUUUUCAAAAUACUACGAAGCAGAAAAUAUUAAUCGCGACUAUCAGUGUUUUCCGAAAAAUGGUUUGUGAUGGACACAAUUCCGGUUGCUUUUCUCUUUCUUUCUUUAUAUAAAAAGAUAUAAUAUCUGGCAUGUGUACAACUUUUCAAAGCUUAAUUUCCUAAAAAUUCAUACUAAUUUCCCAGACCUUUUCCGAGACUCACUACCGAAUGAGCUGCACGGACUCAAAUUUUCUUUGUUCUAACUCUGUUAACCCCCGACAAAUUCUCGAAAAACUUUCCGCCAAGCAUUCGGCUGGCGGAUUUAAAUUCGCCAACACGAAAAUGAAUUGUUUAAAAACCCUGUGCGAUAACAAAUGAUAUUUUUAACAAAUUCCUUUAUGUUUAACGUUUACUAGUUUACUACAGAAAACACCUUUUCUAGCCUUUUUAAAGCUCCAAUUUACACUGGUGUCACCCAUAAAAAAAUUUCCAAAGAACAUGGUUUCUUAAUUUGUCGUAUAAAAAACCAUAUCCUACAAGCAAAACGUUUGUCAAGUAAAUAGAUGUACCUUUCCGAGGAAAUAUCACUUUUUGUGAUCGGACUCUAAUUUACGCAGAUGUUUGCCAUAGAAGUAGUAAAAUUAAAAUUGUUAAGUCUUUUUUAAUAGCUAUUUUUUUUUUUAUAUAUUUAGUACAGAUGGCGGCACGCAAUACAAUUGAAGUGUUCCAUAAGCUGUUGAAUUUUGAUCAGCUGUUUAGGGGGACUAGAAAACGGACUUCACUGCAAUUUCUAUAGAUUUUACCAGAAUCGUCUGUUAAAUUUUUUACAGUGCAAUUUUUAAGUUAUGUAGCUAUUUUAACACAGCUAUCCGUGACAGCACUGGUGUCUAUCGAUAACGCGUGACGGAAAGCACCAUCGAUAGCCUCCGCUCGGACGUGGUUAUUCCCAUCCAUUUGGCAAUGCACCAAAUUCGCGGAUGUGAUGAGAGCUCCCUGUUUCCUGGAAAUAAACAAACGAAGUGGUUCGAGUCCGCCGGAGAUACCUUGCAUGUGGAUCCAGCCAAGUAGCUAGAGGAAGUCAGCGCCUACCCGCAGUUCCGGGAUCGAGGGAUCUCCGACUGGUCAGACAUUGAACAAACAACCCAGAAGCAAGCGAACGCCAUGUCGACGCCGCGAAAUUCCGCUGAGCAAGCGGAUUUGGCGGUCUUGGUGGGCAGCAACAACAACAAUGGCAGCCGCAGCAGAAGCGCUGGUACUCCCAGGAAAUACGCCACUGCCGGAGCUCCGAGCUCCAUCAGAAUGUGCCCCGCCAGCAAUAUGAACAACAACCAAAGCAACAAACAGCUAAACUCGAUCUGCCAGCGAGCGCAGGCGGGCCACAAGCUGAUGAUAAUCAUGCGCGGUCCUCCGGGCAGUGGGAAGUCCACUCUGGCCGAAUCCCUGCUGCGCCAAGCCCACCUGCUCGAGCGAAACAAAGUGCACGACUUCGUCCACAGCACAGACGACUACUUCUGGACGCGCCGUGGGUACGAUUUCAAUCCCACCCUGAUCCCAGCCGCCCACGAGUGGAACCAGCGGCGAGUGCGCGAGAAGGCCGCCUGUGGCUGGAGCCCCAUCAUCGUGGACAACACCAACACGAUGGUGUGGGAGAUGCAGCCCUACGUUCAGUCCGCCGUGCGUCACGGCUACAUCAUUGAGCUGCUCGAGCCGCAGACCAGUUGGUGCAAGUCAGCCAGCAAGCUGGCCCAGAAGAAUGCUCACAACGUCCCACGGGAAAGCAUCCAGCGUAUGCUGGAGCGCUACGAGCGCACUACUGCAGGAGAUCUCAUCAAGUCGAUGAAGGAUACAAAGUACUCGGUGGACCUUCCGCAACUGCGCCAACAUCCGCCUCUUCCUUCAGUCCCGGUCAUUCCUUCAUUUGAGGAGAGCAAGCCAUUGGAAGGUUCAGCCCCAGCGCCACCAGAUAACACCUUUAAGCUGAAUGCCAAUGCCCAAACGUGGGUACCCUUCGAACAAGGAGCGCCGUCAUACUGGUCCCAGACAGCGGAUUCCGCAGAUUCAGGAGUGUCGGUGGCAGCUCUGGGUGUUCCAGACGCUCCGGCUGCUCAAGGUUCACCAAAGUGCGAAGUCUCCCUGAUCGAUCUUCUUCGCGACGAGAGCAAGACAGAGGAGGAAACAUCGAAAGGGGAGUCCAGAGGGGCAAAGCAGUUUCAGAGGCACUGCUUAAACUGUCGAAAUGAACCGGGAGGAUUUGCACUUCUGCGACAGAUGUAUCCCAACAAACAGCUGACGGGCCUCUGGGAUCUGUUUGUCAAGUGCCAGGCUGACGUGGACUGGGCUGUCGAUAUUUUGUUGAAGGAGGACGAGCUUAACGCUGCCACAGGAUCCGACCAGUUCGGAUUGGAGGAAACCGUGAAUUCCGAGGAGGCGUCGCAGUUUCAAUGCGAUUGCGAUAAGUCGGUGGGGAGCCAAGAAUCUCCAGUUGGCACUCCUCUUUCCUCGUCGCCAACCCCGCCAGCAUCUAAAACCGCUCCUAAGCCGCAACGACAACCACGCAACAAAAGAAUUUCGGCCCCCACCAACAAAGAAUUGCAACUGCAAAUCCAGAAUUGCUUUGUUUUAGGCGACGAACAAUACUCAGAGCACACGCGUAAAAUCCGCGACAUCCGUAAUGGAGUCCUGGAUCAACCUAUCGUGCCCAAGAUUCCAGAUGCGCACGAAGCGGCGGAUCCGGAAGAGCCGGAGGAGGACGACUCGGAAGACAAUACUCUGCUGGAAAUGGAUUUGGGGGGCACUCUUAUUGAGCAGCUGCGCGCCCAGUUCCACACGGACGACGAGAUGUUGCCGCCGGAGCAGGUGUUGCCCACCACCACAAAAAUAUUUGUGCCGCGUCAGCUGGCCAAGCAGCUUUACAUGCUGUGGAUGGAGGCAGUGUACAACCAGCUGGAGGAACAGCGCCAGAAGACAAUGCGUGAUGACGAGCAGUUCGCUCGAUUGCUGAAGCAUCCGGGCUACGCCGAUUGCAGCGAGUCCCCGAGCAAUGUGGGUGAGCUGCUGGAUAUGGAGCUGGCCUGGACCAUAUACAACAGCGAGAAGAUGGCCGCCAAGCAGGCCGCCGAGUUGGCGGCUCGCAAGCAACCGCCCAACGACAUCGCCACACACCUGACCAAGAUGAAAUUGUGCGAGACGUUCCCCGAAAUCCCCACCGACACUGUUCUCGAGAUCUUUGCGGCCACCGGUAGCAACUACGGCCAAACCGUCGAGGUCUUGGACAGCAAUGUUCAGAGCGCGCUGAGCGAAGCGGAACUUUAUGAAAAGGCUCUACGAGAGGGUGAAAAACUUAGUGCGGAAGUUGCGUUGGAAGAGCAGAAACAGCAGCACCAAAAACAAUUGCAACAGAGCUCCUCUGGCCAAGGCCAGCGUUCCAGUUCCAGCUCUUCCACCACUAGUAGAUCGCCCUUGCUGCAUGAAGAGGCCAAGUGUGCUGCACUCCGCGACUUUGAGGAGACACGAAACAUGGCCGCCCAUCACUCCCAGCUUAAAGCAGAAUGCUACCUGAAGGCCAAACAGGCGGUGCAGCGCGGCAAUGGUAGCGUAGCGCUUUAUUACUCUGAGAUAGCCAACUUGCAUAAGCAGAAGAUUGACGUCUUCAACCAGAGGGCGGCCAACUGUAUCAUGGAAGUGCAUCGGCACACCCAGAACAAUCCGGAUCUGCUAGACCUGCAUUACCUGCACACGGUAGAGGCGAUCAGCUGCCUGGAUCUAUUUCUCGACCGGCACAUUACCGUGCUACGCAACUCCACACGCGUCUACAAGCACGUGUUCAUCAUCACGGGGCGUGGGCUGCACAGCGUGAAUGGAGUGUCCACAAUUAAAAACAGGGUCAAGUCCAGGUUGGGCGAGCGACGUUUGCGAUGGCAGGAGGUCAACCCAGGGUUGCUACGUGUCAAGGUGUUCUCCGCAUCGCGGCAUUCAAAGAAUUUUUGAUUGGAAGCGAACUGCACAGCGGAUUGUAGUGGGCUUCAAACUGCCAUAUAGGACCAAAGGCAACGAACAGAUAACCUGGUUUACUACCUCAUCCGUUAUUUGACUUUGUAUCACUGCUUACAAAAUUUUGAAGUUGAAUCCUGGCCGCUGUAUUACUUUCGAAUGUGUUCUAUAAACUAUGAGACAUUCCCCAUUUUAUUACUUAAUAUUACUUAAAAUGCUCGACCCUAUUAUUUUUUUAAGUUUUUCUUAUGCUUCCAAAUUAGAAUUCGCAAUCAACUCUGCAAUGUGGUGCUCCAGUAUCUUCCAAUAAGAUAUAUUCACUAAAAUACUUAUUUUUAUACUAUUUUACACAAACUAUCGCUAAGGCAUGAUACUUAUAAGUAAAAUAAUCCUAGCCCUAAGGUACACGUUGUCCAAAAAUUACCAUUAAAUUCAGUUUGGUAGGCAGCUA
Drosophila subpulchrella is the source of this 4551-nucleotide messenger RNA. RefSeq lists its product as uncharacterized. NCBI's taxonomy places the organism in Eukaryota, Metazoa, Arthropoda, Insecta, Diptera, Drosophilidae. The record is from RefSeq and is a predicted model, not a curated record. The transcript is spliced from 5 exons. Bases 1272 to 4097 code for a protein of 941 amino acids.